Capronia epimyces CBS 606.96 is the source of this 807-nucleotide messenger RNA. RefSeq lists its product as uncharacterized. The coding region runs from base 1 to 807 and encodes 268 amino acids. Lineage: Eukaryota; Fungi; Ascomycota; Eurotiomycetes; Chaetothyriales; Herpotrichiellaceae. The record is from RefSeq and is a predicted model, not a curated record. The transcript has a single exon.
AUGGCAAAAGCUGUUGAGAUUUCGCAAAUCGCCGAAGAUCUUCUCCAGCUUCAACAGACUUUCAGUCUCAGUCAGUUGGACUCUGUGUUCCUCGAUACGCCACGACGAAAAGUGUUUCGGCUGGAAAAUGUGGUUCUGAAGUUCGGACUCGACGUGAAGCCCGUUGAGGCGGAAACUCUUCGCUAUCUAGCUCAAGCCACCAAAAUUCCGCUUCCGCGACUAUACCGCGAUCACGUCCAUGCCGACGGAACCGCAGUCAUUGCGAUGGAAUACGUCGAGGGCAGAAUCUUGUCGGAUGUGUGGCCUAGUUUGUGCCCCGAUGUCAAGACGAACCUUUGCGGACAGCUUCGAGACAUUCUCGAGGACCUACGCCGUCAUCGAAGUCAUGUCAUUGGAGGCAUUCACGGCAAUCCGGCCGUGGACACGCGCAAGCUUGUGCUUACAGGAGGCCCGUUUCCAACCGAGAGACAAUUCAACGAGUUUCUACGAUCUGAUAUGAUUUCAGCCGCUCCGAAAAUAUACCGUUCGAUGCUGGAAGACGCCAUGGAUGAGAAACACGACAUCUUUCUGGCUCACGGUGAUAUCCGUCCACAGAAUAUUGUCGUUGAUCAUGGUCGUCGGAAGAUCGUGGCCAUCCUGGACUGGGAAUGCUCCGGAUGGUACCCGGAGUACUGGGACUUUGUCAAGUUCUUCAAUGCCUUGGAUCCCUCGCUGGACUGGUUUGACUAUGUCGAAAAAAUCUUCCCUGAAACCUACCCUCGUCAAUAUCUGACCGAUAGCUUUCUCGGCCGCUAUCUCCGUCACUAA